Molecule: messenger RNA, 4061 nt
Organism: Dicentrarchus labrax (European seabass)
Lineage: Eukaryota; Metazoa; Chordata; Actinopteri; Moronidae
Gene: chrm2a
Product: cholinergic receptor, muscarinic 2a
Exons: 3
Coding region: 477-1985 (502 amino acids)
Biological process (GO): regulation of heart contraction; adenylate cyclase-activating adrenergic receptor signaling pathway
Cellular component (GO): plasma membrane
Molecular function (GO): G protein-coupled acetylcholine receptor activity
Source: RefSeq, a predicted model, not a curated record
GCUGUUUUACUCGCAGAGAGGAUCUCCCAAAUCAUGCUUUAAACGACAUGCAGUGAGCUUGUUGCCCAUAAAUCCACCAGAGGACUCUCGAUAUCUGUUAUCCCCCCACAAUUUUAUGCUGUAGGUCCUAUUUUCUUUUAGAAUCAGAAUGGCAAUUGCAGUCACAGCAGUUCAGUCGCGUCUAUGUGAAUGAAAAGGGGCGCCAGAAAACGUAGAUGUCUACUCUUCCUCUCAUUUGACUGGAUAAAGCUGUGCAGUGGAACGAGGAACUUGUGGAGGAUGGAGUGGCCAUGAAUAUUAACCAUGAAGCUGGAGCCAGACACACCCAUUGCUUCUUUCUGUCUAAAAAAGCCUCGCUGGUGCUACAUUGAACACAAACACCCUGAAUAUGCUAUCCAAGUGCGAGAAAGCCCAACGGACUGCUUAACACCCGCUGUUCCAUCUGAGUAGGAGGUGGCAACAAAAGACCAAAUGCCAUGGAUGUUUUCAAUUUGACCUACUGGAAUGCCUCUGAAGGCAAUGACACAGAAGCUGUGAAAAAGAGCGAAAGCGCCUACAAGACUGUGGAGGUGGUGUUCAUCGUGUUGGUGGCCGGUUCCCUCAGUUUGGUUACAGUUAUUGGAAAUAUCCUGGUCAUGCUUUCCAUCAAAGUUAAUCGGAACUUGCAGACUGUCAACAACUAUUUUUUAUUCAGCCUUGCAUGUGCUGACCUAAUUAUUGGACUGUGUUCUAUGAACUUGUACACAGUCUACAUAGUAAUCGGGUACUGGCCCCUGGGGCCGGUGGUGUGUGACCUGUGGUUAGCCUUGGACUAUGUUGUCAGCAAUGCAUCUGUCAUGAAUCUUCUCAUCAUAAGCUUUGACAGAUAUUUCUGUGUCACCAAGCCUCUCAGCUACCCUGUCAAAAGGACCACCAAGAUGGCAGGAAUGAUGAUUGCCGCAGCCUGGGUCCUCUCUUUCAUCCUCUGGGCACCAGCCAUUCUCUUCUGGCAGUUCAUUGUUGGUGGGCGGACAGUGCCUGAGAAGGAAUGCUACAUCCAGUUCUUCUCUAAUGCCGCAGUCACGUUUGGCACUGCCAUCGCCGCCUUUUACCUGCCUGUCAUCAUCAUGAUUCAGCUCUACUGGCAGAUCUCCAGAGCGAGCAAGAGCCGUGUGAAGAAGGAUAACCGCAAACCAUCAAGAGCCAAUCCAGAGCCCUUGUCGCCUGCCCAGACGAGGAACAACACACCAAAACCCAACAAUAACAACGUACCAGGGGAAGAGACAGGAUGUUCCCAGAGCCAGAAUGCUGAGGAUGGAGCUAACCAGCAUGAUGGAAAACUGCAAAAUGGGAAAGGACCUUCCUCAACCACUGCUGAGGGAGAAACCGAAGGUGACGACGUUGCAAAGGAGAACUGCACUCCUGGAGAAGAGAAGGAGAGCUCCAAUGAUUCAACAUCAGGCAGUGUGGCUGCGUCCAAUCAGAAGGACGAGGAGACUGCACCCACUGCCAUUAACUCCAGCGUGGAGACAAGCCAGCCACUCCCUCGUCAGCGAGCCAAGGCAGGAGGCUCCAAGCUAACCUGCAUCAAGAUCAAGACUAAAUCACCCAAGGGUGACUGCUACACACCGUCCAACGCCACCGUUGAGAUCGUCCCAGCCACAGAGCGGCAGAAUCACGUUGCACGGAAGAUUGUGAAGAUGACAAAGCAACCACCCAUUAAGAAGAAGAAAGCGGCGCCAUCACGGGAGAAAAAAGUUACUCGCACAAUAAUGGCCAUCCUGGUAGCUUUUGUAGCCACCUGGACUCCUUAUAAUGUGAUGGUGCUUAUUAACACCUUCUGCUCCAGCUGCAUCCCCAACACAGUGUGGACUAUUGGCUACUGGCUGUGCUACAUCAACAGUACCAUCAACCCCGCCUGCUACGCUCUGUGCAAUGUCACAUUUAAAAAGACAUUCAAACAUCUUCUCCUCUGCCAGUAUAAAAAUAGUAGGUCAGCCAGAUAAAUAUGGGCCACUUAGAAGAAAAAGCUGAAGUUUGAGUUGCCUGUGUGUGCCAUCCAUUGUGUGUGUGUAUGUGUGUGUGUGUGUGUGUGUGUGUGUGUGUGUGUGUGUGUGUGCGCGUAUGAAAGAUUAGUGAGAAUGAUAAAGAGUGCAAGAGUACAUUUGAAAUUACUUCAUUUCAUUUGAUCAUGUGUUUGUUAAAUUUCUCUCUCAAUAACCGGUUGUAGCACUUUACACAAAUUCAACUGAUGCCAGUUGCGUUGAGUUGUGUUGUGCAGAAGCAGCACAGAUGAGGAAGGUUGUGAAAAAUUCAGUUUUAUUCAGAGAUGUAAGCUCAAAAAAAUAAGGGUGUGUAAGGCAGGGAGCACUUGGGAGUGACACUGAGCUGAUAAAAAAUGAAACAAGAUCAAGAGCGGAGGAAGAUCUGCGCUGUACGAAAACACAAGAAAACUUCAAAAUGGGAAAAUAGGGCUGACUGAAUUUACAAACCUCAGAAGUUUGAAGUUCAGUGAAGAUUCCUGUAGAUAACUGUACAUAUCAGUGUAUACUCAAUAUUUGUGUGAGUGCACGUGGGUGUGUGCUGGCUCGGAGUAUGUGUGCACACCCAUGCGUACCCCUCUGCCUGCCUUCUUUCUAUCUGUCUGUGAUCCUCAUCAUGGCACUUCCAACCAGCAACAUGUAGAAUAAAGUGGGGCAGCCUGUGUAGAUUGCCAUAAACAUGGUCACAUCAGGGCUGGAAGCUAUCCUAUCUACCAAUGAGCCCCUGUGGGAAUGAGUUGCCAUUAAUACAUAAUAGAUAGAUAAAUAUAUUAACGCUGCACUUGUCAACUUGCCAGCUGGUGGCUGGAAAUAACUUCAAACUUAAAGGGUCGGUUCAGCCAAAUUACAAAAACAUUCUUACUUACCUCUACAGGUGGUGUUUCACCAUGCAGCUGGUUAGGUUGCUUAUAUUUGGCCAGGUAUUAAAAUAAAUGUAUCCAAAUUUUGGCCUUCACCCAACAAUAAUGAGUUAAACACAAUUUAGCAUAUGCUUAUAGCACUGGAAAAUGACAUUUAAAAUAUUCAACAGCAGCAUAUAUUCCUGGUUACACAGUAACUAACAAGUUUUUCAUUAGAACUACUCUCCAACAAGAUUAUUUUUUAUAAUUUCCAUGAACCAAGUCUUUACAGGAUGUUAACCCCUGUUGUAGCAUGAAAUAGAAAAAUAAGUAUCUAACAGAUGGAGACAACUACAGAUUUGGACCAAUUAGAUGAAUCUGUGAUCCUGCUAGAACCCCGACUCUGAUAUGUAACUAAAACACAAAUAAAAAUAAAGUGUGAGAAAAUUGAGAUCACUCGUGUCUGUAGAUAUAAAGCUGAAGCCAGAAUACAAUUAGCUUAAAGAGCAUGAACAGGCAGAACACCACUGAUAUAUCCAAUUUGUUUCAUGCAUACAAAAACCAAAGUACGAAAAUGUCAAGUUGUGGUUUGACAAGGUUUAUGUGAAGGACAAUUUUUUUUCUGCGGGGAAGUUUCCUGAAGUCUUGUCGUCACUUUGAGGAAGCCACUGCACCCGGCCAAGAAAUAGUCCCUCACAUAACCCCAGUAAAACCACAACUUGUCGUUUCACUAUUUAAUUUUUACAAAACAAAACAAGAAAAAUUUGUGGCAUGAGAUUGUUCAGUUGCACUCUUUGAUCCGCCCACCGUUUAUAUCACAUCAUGUCAGUUUUUACACAUCUGCUGACAGGAUGUCCGAUGUAUAUUUUAUUGUGGUUAUUAAGAUUUUUAUGUCUGCUGUGAAGUUCACUGCUACUGUAGGAACCUUCCUACUCUGUGAGUGAAUCAGGUGGAGCUCAGAGCUGUGCUUAUUACUGUCUGUGGGAAGGCAAUGUGUUGUGGGGUUUUUUGUUUCUUUUGCUGUGUGUGGAUGAGUGAGAGACGUCAUUUAAUCCUGUUGAUUAGUGGAUUGAUGUCACAGCAUGUACUGUACCACAUUGUACUGAUGAUGAUUGUGAAGGCCUGGUUGGGUGUGUGUCUGCGUGUGUGUGUGUGUGUGUGUGUGUGUGUGUGUGUGUGUGUGUGUGUGUGUGUGUGUGUG